UAUGAAUGGCUCGCGAUCUAUGGAAGGCUACAAUUAUUUGCCAGAAGAAGCGUAAUCAUCUUUUAAGAGGCUGGAAGCAGAAAUUUAUAAAAUUUUAGGCUGAGAGAAGAGAAUAAGCAAACUCAUUAUGAAGGAGUAAACCUAUCUGGGAAGAGUAAGAUAUCUAUAGUCUCUAAAUAAAAAUCAUAUCCGCUUAGUACCCGAUCAAAAUCCUUCUUCGGAACUUUUUAUGGGAAGUAUUACAUGAACUGAUCCAAGCAAUGCAUCUCUUGAUCAAAAUCCUUUGGGAAACUCUAAAAAGACCAAAGAAAGCGACCAACAUGUUGAUAGCAUAGAAUCUGACGAUCUGGUUAUUGAUGAAGAUAAUUUUGGCCAGUACAUGAACUCUGUGUUUAGGAAUGAUGUCGGAGGACAAUCGAUAAGAAAUUCAAAUGUUGACCCGAGAGACUCAUUUUUUCCUCCUCCAAGUGAGAAUAUGAGAAUUGAUCUUACCAGGUGCUCACAAUGACAUUUCGUUUUUACUUGAUGAUGUAUUUUUGAAUGUUCUUUUUAUUUGAUGGAAUUUAUGAGCUUCUUAAUCAAGGAUAAAUUUUGAAGUAGCAAAUUAGAAUUUAGAUAUGCAAGUGAUAACAUCUAAACCUCUUGUUUAUAUUCUUUGAAUUGACCUUGACCAUUUUAAUAAAAUUACUCUUUAAAAAUACUCUAAAAUUUAUAUAGAUCGUUGAGUAGAAGUGAGAGAAUAUUAUUUAUAUCCAUCAUCUUAGUAGUGGCUAUCGGCACAUCCUUAACAAUUUUAUUCUUGUACUUCUUCUAAAAUAAUAAGCUUAAUAUCACCCAUUUUCGUCACCAAAAUCAAACUAAAUUAUACCAACCUCUC
Molecule: messenger RNA, 877 nt
Organism: Moneuplotes crassus
Lineage: Eukaryota; Ciliophora; Spirotrichea; Euplotida; Euplotidae
Source: the annotation of a GenBank genome assembly